This is a messenger RNA of Hemibagrus wyckioides, 1894 nucleotides long. RefSeq names its product macrophage mannose receptor 1-like. The record is from RefSeq and is a predicted model, not a curated record. Lineage: Eukaryota; Metazoa; Chordata; Actinopteri; Siluriformes; Bagridae. The transcript has 6 exons. The coding region runs from base 85 to 1251 and encodes 388 amino acids.
AGAAGAAGAGCAGAAAGACGAGUGAACAAACUCACAACACACAAUCUGGGAGCUUUUAUACUAUUCACUGCAGCAGUAAAGUCCAUGAGAAACAUUCCAGACAUGAGUCAUAAAUGGGGUUUUGUAAUCCUGUUCUUCUCAGUAGUAUCUUGCAUAGAAGCAUAUAUUCCUCAUCGCUAUAACUUUGUGAAUGAAAAUAAAACCUGGAGUGAAGCUCAGACUUACUGCAGAGUGAAAUACACUGAUCUGGCAACCAUCAACAACAUGAGAGAGAUAAAGAAGCUGAAUCACACACUGAUGAAGGAAAAUGCAAAGAAAGCUUGGAUUGGUCUACAGAGAGAGGGACCUGGGAAAUGGCAGUGGUCUCUGGCAGAACAAACUUUCUACAGAGACGGAGACACUUACAGAAACUGGCAUAGUGGAGAACCUAAUGGUGGUGUGGCCUAUCAGUUCUGUGCUGAGAUGUAUACAAAUGACGGAAAGUGGAAUGAUCACAACUGUGUAGCAUUAAAUCCUUUUAUAUGUUAUGAAGAAAAGAACGAAAGCACUAAAUAUGUAGUGAUUAAUGAGACAAAGAGCUGGUAUGAUGCUCAGAUCUACUGCAGAGAGAAAUACACUGACCUGGUCAGUGUGAGGAACCAAACUGAGAAUGAUGAGAUCUGGAGAAUGAUUAAUAGUUCAGUGCAUCAGAAAGUUUGGAUCGGUCUGUUUUAUGACUCCUGGAAGUGGUCAGAUCAGAGUAACUCCUCAUUCAGAUACUGGAGCUCUGACCAAAACAGUGGAGGUUUGAACUGUGCUGCAGUGUCUGAGUCUGAGAAACGUUACUGGAGUGAUGUGAACUGCACAGAAAAACUCCUGUUCAUCUGCCAUGAGAAAUAUCUGAUUCUGAUUAAUGAGACUCUAACCUGGUGGGAAGCUCUGAGAUACUGCAGGAACCAUCAUCAUGACCUGGUCUCAGUGCGCACUGAGGAGAUGCAGCUCUGGGUGAAGGAAGUGGCUCAAGAUGCCUCCACUGAACAUGUGUGGCUCGGCCUGCGUCACGACUGUGUCCAGCGUGUCUGGUUCUGGGUUUUUGGAUCAAUGGUCUGCUAUGAGGACUGGGCCCCGGGGAAUGGGACCUGGAAUGAAGACUGCAGCCAUGAGAAGAGAAGUGGAGCAGUGCAGUCUGAAGGAGAGAGGAAGUGGAUCGAGCUGCAUGAGAGCCACAAGCUCAACUUCAUCUGCUCUACCUAUGAUGAUUUGUUUUAUUAAACAUGAAGACUGAAGACAAGCUGUGGUCCAACAUCUGUAUCCAGCAUCAUCUGAUCUACAGUACUGUCUCAUUUAUACUCUUCUACACAUCAUCAUCAUUAUUAUUAUUAUUAUUAUUAUUAUUAUUAUUAUUAUUAUUAUUAUUAUUGUAUCCUCUUAAUGCAGAUGUUUCAUCAUAUUUUUAAUGUUGUAUUCAGUAAACUCCACUGUCUCCAUACAGCAUGAUCUGUAUUAUGUUACUCAUAUUAUACUUACUUUUCUUGUUAAAAAAGGGUUCAUGGGUAAAUAAGGUGGAAUCUCUUUACCUGAUGUUUAUACUACAGUGUGUUUGGUUUGCACGUUUAAGUGUUUUGAAAGAUUCUUUCUCAGAAUAGGGAACUAUACCAUACUCAGUUCAUUUACACACAUGCAGGAAGUUUAGAACACCAAGGCCUGCAAACAGUGAGGAUAAAAAAAAUAUUCUUUUUUAUUGACAUUUAUUAUGUAAUUUUGUGCAGUUUUCAAAUGUUUGCUCUUUUACAUGUAGACAACUGAGUGUGUUAUCAGGAUAUCUGCAUAAUUAUACAGUAUGUUGAUGAUAUCUAUACCUGGAAUUUCUGGGCACUUGCUUCUUUAAUGUGUAAGAAUAUGGACUGUAAUGACU